This is a messenger RNA of Scheffersomyces amazonensis, 534 nucleotides long. RefSeq lists its product as uncharacterized. The coding region runs from base 1 to 534 and encodes 177 amino acids. The transcript has a single exon. The record is from RefSeq and is a predicted model, not a curated record. NCBI's taxonomy places the organism in Eukaryota, Fungi, Ascomycota, Pichiomycetes, Serinales, Debaryomycetaceae.
AUGAACCAAUUAUUCAAGAGAGCAUGGCUUAUCAGUCCAGGUAGCGAUAAUCCCAUAAUUCAUAGAAAAUUGAAUACAUUUAUACAUACAAGUUUCACAAUCAUAAGUCCAAUUAAAUAUUUAGAGUACGGCAAUUCUCGUUUUAGGAAAAAAUUUCAAGUCUUUGUAGAUGAGGGACCUUUUCAUGAAAUGAAUGAUGCACAUUACAUUAAAGUCGCUUACUUUGAGGAUCACGAAUUUUUCGAAAAGUCAAUGUUUGAGUACAGAGUGUUGGAAAUAGAAUUCACUAACAGAACGAAUAUCCAAACCUAUAUUAAUGAUAUACAAAGAAAUAAAAAUUUCAUUUGUUUGUUUAAACAAUUGAAAAUUCUGGCUGGAGGGCACAUACCUGAUGAAAUUAUCAUCCAACUAAAAGGGAUCUUUUUUGGAAUAAAUUCUUUAUGUUUGGAAAUUUACAAGUUUCAUGAACAAAUCUGUCUUUAUUCCAAUGUGAAAAUAUCAAAGAACUUCAGUUAUAUUUGGGUCUCGAUUUGA